This is a messenger RNA of Ilyonectria robusta, 1014 nucleotides long. RefSeq lists its product as uncharacterized. NCBI's taxonomy places the organism in Eukaryota, Fungi, Ascomycota, Sordariomycetes, Hypocreales, Nectriaceae. The record is from RefSeq and is a predicted model, not a curated record. The coding region runs from base 1 to 1014 and encodes 337 amino acids. The transcript has 3 exons.
AUGCCACACGCUCAAGUCGAGCCCACCAUCCACGGCGUGCAACUGCACGUCAACGACGGUCCUCUUGCACCGAACGAGGUUGAGGAGAUGGUGUCUUCAUACGCUACCGACCCUAUCGAGGACCUCUACAAACGAUACAUCACCAACGGCUACGUCCUCGUCAGAGGCUUGCUCCCUCGCGAGGAUGUUCUGGCUGCGCGCGAAGCGUACUUUACAUCCCUCGCCCCAAGCGGGGUCAUUAAGCCUGGCACGAAGCCCGUCCAAGGCAUUUUUGAUGAUGCUGCCAGUCCCGCCGACUAUCCUGGAAUUGGAGCCGGCAGCGUCAAGAACGCGCCGCCAGGAUCAACCGACCGAUCGGCGCUAUUCGUCAGCGCUGCGCUCAAGGCGCACACCGAGCCUUGGUAUUCCGGCUCUGAAGAUGGCAGCGUCCGCGGGUUCUGCAACCAUCCGGCGUUGAAAGAGUUCGCUGCUCGUUUGACUGGUUGGGGAGAUUCGACUCUCGCUGUGCGGCGAACCCUGCUUCGAAACAACACCCCCGGAAACCGAGCAAUCGGUGUCCAUUACGACCAAUCCUUUAUGCGAUAUGGAGAGCCAACCGCACUGACGGCGUGGGUUCCCAUGGGGGAUGUGAAGAUCCAGGGCGGUGGACUCAUUUACCUUCAGGGCGGUGACAAGCUUGGUCAGGAAAUCGAGGAGGACUUUUCUGCCAAGGCCAAGGCGGCUGGUAUGAGCGAUGAAGAAAUGCGGUACGCUUUCAAUGCCAACAUGAUGAGCACUGGUUUCUUAGCCGAGGGGCCCGCGGACUUUGGCAGAAUGCACGGCAAGAAGUGGCUGGUGAGCGACUAUCAGGCUGGAGACGUCGUCUUCCACACGCCGCAUAUGAUCCACGCGUCUACCAUCAACCAUGACCCAGAGGGCCGCAUCAGACUCGGCACCGACCUGCGGUUUGUCAACUCGGCGCGGCGUUGGGAUACGCGCUGGAAUAAGGACUUCGAGUUCAACGAUGGGUUGUAA